UCAGUUCGGCGGCGGUCAGACGGAGAGCCGGAGAUUAUGGAUCAGAAGGUGGGCUUGUUGGUUCUCCUGGCUGCAGGCCUGCUCUGCCUCAGCGUGGCCCCCCUCUCUGGAGCCCAAGACCUGAUGGAGGACGCUCUGGGGGACGAGGUGGACGUGGAGGACGAGCUGGACCUGGGCAUGGCUGCAGGGGACGAGGAGGACGAGGAGCUGGACGGGGACAUGCAGGACGAAGCUCCUGCUGCUCCCAAAGCUCCUCCAGUACCCAAGGUGACCUACAAGGCUCCUGAGCCAAUGGGAGAACACUACAUCGCUGAGUCUUUUGACCGCGGGACACUAGACGGGUGGGUUCAGUCCAGCGCCAAGAAGGAGGACACAGACGAAGACAUCGCCAAGUACGACGGUAAAUGGGCGGUGGAGGAGAUGAAGGACUCUAAGCUGCCAGGUGAUAAAGGUCUGGUCCUCAAGUCUCGGGCCAAACACCACGCCAUCUCCGCCCAGCUGCUGCGACCUUUCACCUUCGACACCAAGCCGCUCAUCAUCCAGUACGAGGUGAACUUCCAGUCGGGGAUCGACUGUGGAGGAGCCUACGUCAAGCUGCUGACCCAGACCCCAGACCUGGACCUGGACCAGUUUGUGGAUAAGACUCCGUACACCAUCAUGUUCGGACCCGACAAGUGUGGAGAAGAUUACAAGCUGCACUUCAUCUUCAGACACAAGAACCCAAAAACUGGAGAAUAUGAAGAGAAACACGCCAAGAAACCAGACGCAGACCUGAGAACCUACUUCACCGACAAGAAGACCCACCUCUACCAGCUGGUGGUGAGCCCUGACAACACCUUCGAGCUGUCCGUGGACCAGACGGUGGUGAACAGCGGCAGCCUGCUGACUGACGUCACCCCCCCCGUCAACCCCCCCGCAGAGAUAGAAGACCCCGACGACCAGAAACCUGAGGACUGGGACGAGAGGCCCAAGAUCCAGGACCCGGCCGCCACCAAGCCUGAGGACUGGGACGAGGACGCUCCGGCCCAGGUCCCUGAUGAGGACGCAGUGAAACCAGACGGCUGGCUGGACGAGGAGCCGGAGUACAUCGGAGACCCCGACGCCGUCAAACCUGAGGACUGGGACGAGGACAUGGACGGGGAGUGGGAGGCCCCUCAGGUCCCUAACCCGGCCUGUGAGACGGCCCCCGGCUGCGGCGCCUGGAAAAGACCGAUGAUCGACAACCCCAACCACAAGGGCAAGUGGAAGCCCCCCAUGAUCGACAACCCCAACUACCAGGGCGUGUGGAAGCCGAGGAAGAUCUCCAACCCGUCGUUCUUCGAGGACCUGCAGCCGUUCAGGAUGAGCCCGUUCAGCGCCGUGGGGCUGGAGCUCUGGUCCAUGACCUCCGACAUCUUCUUCGACAACUUCUUCAUCAGCGACGACAGGAACACGGCGGAGCGUUGGGCCAACGACGGCUGGGGCCUGAAGAAGGCCGCCGAGGGCGCCGCAGACCCCGGUCUGGCCACCCAGAUGUGGGACGCUGCCGAGGAGCGUCCCUGGCUCUGGGUCGUCUACGUCCUCACAGUCGCUCUGCCGCUGGUCCUCAUCAUCGUCUUCUGCUGCACCGGGAAGAAGAAGAGUCCCGCCACGCCGGCCGCCGAGUACAAGAAGACAGACGAAGCUCAGCCUGACGUGAAGGACGGAGAGGACGAAGGAGAGGAAGAGGAGGACAAGGAGGACAAGGCCGGAGACGCCGAAGAAGACAAGAGCAGUCCAGCUGCAGCAGAGAAGAGUGAUGGAGAGGAGGCUCCUGCAGAGGAAGAGGAGGAGGAGGAAGAGGAGGAGAAGGAGGAGAAAGACGCGUCGGCUGACGAGAAGUUGGAGGAUGACGUUCUGCGGAGAUCUCCGAGGAACAGGAAGGUCAGAAAGGACUGAUACUGACCUCUGACCUCUGACCCCCUCCCCUCAUUACCCCCCUCCCCCCUCCUCUUCUUCUACUCUCCGCUGCGAGGCGGCGACGCCCCGAUGGACGCCGACAGGAAGCUACCGAGACUCCGCCGGACGCUCCCAUGAUGAUGAUGAUGAAGAUGAUGAAGAUCGUUAGCGAGAUUUAAAGGAUUCUUUUGUUCUUUUUGAAAGAGAUUAACUGAGAUUAACUAAAACUUCCUGCAUCAUUCCUUAACGACCGCCGAGCAGAAUCCGACCGCGGGAACGCCGCCGCCGCCACCGCUAACCUGAACGACCACGCCCCCAAACAGCUACAUGCUAACUAGCUCCCAGCUACAUGCUAACAAGCCUCCCAACAGACAGAACCACCGUCCUGCUCUCCUGAUAAUUAGCCCAUUAGCAGGAUGCUAACGAGGCUAACAGCAGUCUGAAUUUUCCAACACGCAAAGCUUGUCGAUUAGCCUCCCAACAGGCAGCUAGUUAGCUCCCUAGCAGGGUGCUAACGUGGCUAACGGUCAGAGAAACCACCGUCCAAAAGUCUCACCAGUUAGCGCAACAACAGGCUGCUAAUAAACCUCCUGAAAGACAGUUAGCCGCUAGUUAGCCUACAGUUUGAGCUAAGCUGCCAUGAGCCAGCUUCGAGCUAAUGGACUGCCAGUUAGCCAGCUAGCAGGGUGCUAACUAGGUUAACAGUAAUGUGAAUUAUCCAACAAACGGUCAGAAAAACCAUCAAACAAAAGCUCUCCAAUUAGCCUCCCAACAGGCAGCUAGCUGGGUGCUAACUAGGCUAAUAGUAAUCUGUCUCCAGUCAUUUUAAUUAGCCGCUAGUUAGCUCACAGUUAAAGCUAAGCUACUAUGAGUCAGCUUCAGGCUAGCAGCUUGCUAAUUAGCCACCUAGCAGGUUGCUAAUUAGGCCAACAAUGGUCCAAAUUAUCCAGCGAAUUUGCCAACUGAAAGUCUUUCCAGUUAUCCUACCAACAGGUGGCGCUAAUUAGCUCGCUAGCAGGGUGCUAAGUCAGCUAACAGGAUGUAAAAUCUCACCCAGUCUGCAGGCUAGCACUUAGCAUCAGGGAUUUAACCCACAAGUGUUGUUGCUAAUUAAACUCGUAGAGCUAAUUAGCUGGUGAGGAUCUCGAUGGUGAUUUGUCAGUUUGUCCUCCAGUUAAAGUCGCCUGAAGCUAACAGCUAGCGGCGGCUAACAGGCCCACAGAUAGUUAUUAACUGACCAACAGCUCGUUAGGUAUCCUCCUACUAACAGUUAGCUUAAAGAGUAGCUAGCUGAUUAGCGGCCGUGCUAAUAUUUAAAAUUUUCUUUUUGGUGUCUAAUUUUCUCGUCAUAUAACUGUUUUUUGUUCUGAAGCUGUUAGCUCCACACGUAGCGCUCAUGUUUCCUCCUCAGAGUUCCUGCUGCCUGUCUGUCUGUCGUCCUGGUGGCAGCGGGGAGGUCAAAGGUCAACAAGGGUCAAAGGUCAGGAGUCUCUGCAGCCUCCGAACGCGACUUUAACGUAAAAACCUCAAAUCUCUGUUUGCUCUGUGUUUGUUCUCUCUGUCGUCAGAUAUUAUCGACUUUAAUUCCUGAGAUAUUUUGCUACUGUUUCGCCUGAACGAGCUCGUUAGCACCUCGUUAGCAGCUCGUUAGCAGCUCGUUAGCGCCUCCUGUCCAAUCAGUUUCUGUCUCUCAGUUUAACGUCUCUGAUGGUUUCUGUUUCCUCUCAUUGAGUCUUUACAGUCAGAAAUUACCUGUUACGUUAUUUAUCUUAAAAUAACGACUUCCGAUUUCGAGAUAGCGACUUAAAUAUGUCGAAAUAAUAAACAAUAAUUGCUUACACAUCUCAAGAUAACGACCUGUCUCUCAGUAAUUACAACUCAUGAGAAUCUCUUGGAUUUAGAUCGUUUCUAUUGAGUAUUUCACAUUAUUUCAAGAUAAAUUAUUCAGUUUUUUUGCUGUUGAAAGUUGAUUAUAUUAUACAGAAACAAACUUGUUUCUUUUAUAACGACUUUCAGGGUUUUUUCCGACACAUUCAUGGAAAUAUUUCCAUAUUUUCCGACCUCCAUCUCUUGGGUUUCCUGUCCGUCUCGCUGGUUUAGUUUCUUUAUUUCUCAGCUGUUUGUGUCUCUGAGCUGCCGUCUCGUCUGCAGGUGGACGUCGUCCCGCCCCUUAAUGUCCUCGACCCCAUAUGAAAAGAAAACGGCACUAAAAGGGGAAACAAACAAACAACCUCAGGCGCUUAAACCCUCCCAGCCCUCCACCUGCACCACCUCCUCCUCCUCCUCCUCCUCUUCACCUCCUUACUGAGUUUUUAGCCCCUAGUUUCUAAAGAGACGGCACUUGAGCGUGACAAAGGACUCGUAGUUUAACUCGUAGUUUAACUCCGGAGCUUUCAGCUGCAUCUCUUGGUCUUCUUAAGGAGAAAGAGUUCGUCUGAAUAUCAUCAAUGACAGAAGUUACAUAAUAUUAACUUUUGGAGACUUUUCUCCGUUGAUGAAGACCAGCAGAUGAGGCUGAAAGCUCUGGAAAAAGCUUGUAAAACAGAGUUAAGACAAAACAGAAACUCAACGUAUCUUACACAAUUUUCUGGCUUUUUUUUUUUCUAUAAUCACAGUUUUUAAUGAUAAUUUAGUCGUAACAAUGUCAUCUCAAACAGCCAAUCAGAGGCGUGUUUAACUGUUCCCGUUGAAGACCAGGAGAAGAGCCGAAAGCUCCGGAAAAACUUUCAAAAUGUAACUUUUUUUCUGCUAUAAUCAUCGUUUUUAUGUUGAUUAAGUCGUUCGUAAUUUAUGCAUGUGAUGAUGUCAUCUCAAAGAGAGGAAACAAACUGAGACUCGCCAAAAUAAAAGCUGAUAUCUUCAGGAUUUAGCUGUAACGGUUUCUUUGCUCGUGGUCUUCAUCGAGGAGAGUUUGUCUGAAUAUCAUCACUGAGAGAAGUUGCAUCAUAUCAACUUUUGCAGACUUUCUCCCGUUGAUGAAGACCAGCAGAUGAGGCAGAAAGCUCCAGGAGAAGCUUUAAACAGGCCUUCAGCUGAGAAAUGUCUCAAUAUGUCAGGAAAUUCACUGUCAGAAUAUGACGUUAAUUCUGCUAUAAUCACCCUUUUUUAUGUUAAUUAAGUCGUAACAAUGUCAUGUCGAAGAGCAGAAACGAACUGCGACUCGCCAAAAUAAAAGCUGAAAUGUUCAGGAUUUACCUUUUUUUUUUUUAAACGGUUUCUUUGGUCGUCUGCAGUCGUUCUGACCGAGUCUCGACUUGGUUCACCUGGUUGACCUGGUUGAACUCGUUGACUUGGUUGACCAGAUGUUGACUAGGUUGAACUUGUUGACUUGAUGUUGACCAGAUGUUGACUUGGCGUUGACCUCCCUCUAGCGCCGCCAUCAGGACCAAAUCUUGUCCAGAGCAGAAAUAAUCUCCUGAAGUUUGCUUGUAAAGAUUCUAAAUUAUGUGUCUGUUGUGUUUUUUUAUUGUCAUCAUGAACUGAGCGAAGGUUGGGAACAGGAAGUGUACAGCUGUGGAGAUUUAAUCUGAAAUAAAUAAAAUCUGGUUUUGUGAAUCUUGAACUUGUGGAAAAAGAAAAACCGUCGUGAGUCUGAUCGAUGUUUCUGUGUCUCUGUGUUCAAACUGUUCAAACAACUAAAGGUUUCUUUGUUUUCUGCCAAAUGAUGGAAGAAAAAAACUUUCUGGAAAUAACAAAUAAUAUCUUAAAAAUAAUGAAGAAAUUCCUCCAAAAAAAUCACUUGGUAUCUUGUAAUUUAUUUAAGAAAAAAAGACUUUGUAUCUUGAAAUAAACAACAAAAAAUAUGUUUAAAUAAUUGGGUAAAAAAUUACUGUAUCUUGUUAUAAUGAUGCAUUUUGGGGGGAAAAAAGUCUCCAAAAUAAUUAAGAAACUUUCUUGAAAUGUCAUUUUAACUAAUAAAUAAUAAUAUAUAAAUUCUCCUAAACUUGAACUAAUGACUAAUUUGGAAAAAAUAAACUCUAAUUAAUUAAUUUUGGGGGGGAUUUUCUUAUUAUUUUGAGUUAAAAUGUAAAUUAUCCAAAUAAAAGAAAUUUUCGAAUAAUUUUCUCAUAUUUGGAUAAUUUAAAUUUUGAGCACUUUUCAUUAUUUUUUAAAUACUAAACGAGUAUUUCGAGAGAGUUUCUAACAGAAUCUCGUCCAUCAUUCGGCUACAUUUUCUUUAUUUUUUUCGGGCCUGAACGAGCUUCCGUAGUUGUUUCUGUCGUGUAAUUGAGGGGUUUUCUUUGAGCGAGCUGCGCUGUGAUUGGCUGACGGGGUUCUGACAGGCGUUUGAAGAAUGAAUAAAUAAAUAAAUAAAUAACGGGGAGAGUUUAGAGUCUCUGGUGUCUGUGAGGUCGAUUUGGGGGCUCGAGGUGAACCGGAGGUCCCGGAUCCAGAACCUUUAUUUCCCUUUUUCUUUGUUUUUUAGGGUAAAAACUUGAGAUAGUUUGUUGUUUCCGAACUUGAUCGUCUCUUCUCUCGUCGUAGUCUCAGAUUAUUUCUAACACUGAACCUGCUGGUGACAUCAUCGACCUGCUGGUGACAUCAUCACUCUGUAACGCUCUGUAACUUUUUAUUAUUAUUAUUGUUUUUUGUGUUUUGAACUAUCAGACGGUUUCUGAUGACACACACUCAGAGAGACGCGACACACUAACGAUGAAAGUAAAUACUGUGACGAUGGCGCCCCAGGUGUGUGUGUUUAUGUGUGUGUGUGUGUGUGUGUGUUUGUUUACACACAGUCAACAUUUGUUUUGAUGAAUAAAAAGGCCAAAUGGAAACUCAA
This is a messenger RNA of Centropristis striata (black sea bass), 6697 nucleotides long. RefSeq names its product calnexin (gene canx). Gene Ontology annotation, biological process: protein folding. Gene Ontology annotation, molecular function: calcium ion binding. NCBI's taxonomy places the organism in Eukaryota, Metazoa, Chordata, Actinopteri, Perciformes, Serranidae. The record is from RefSeq and is a predicted model, not a curated record. Bases 37 to 1917 code for a protein of 626 amino acids. Gene Ontology annotation, cellular component: endoplasmic reticulum; endoplasmic reticulum membrane. The transcript has 16 exons.